CCAGUGCGCCCCAGAAAAGCCGUGCGUGUCAUGUUUCUCGGGGAUAUCUGAUGUUUGGUUUCAGUUCUUUGGAACUGAGGACGACCCCCAUCUGAUUGGAAUUUAUAAAAUGAGAAAAGCCCUGCAGUUUUUACAAGCACGUGCGAUGCUGAACAUGGCGGACGGUUCUAAACAAUUCCAUUGCAAAUCUAUCCGUCGACUUCAAGUCAUUUCAAGAGCGUUAUCCUUGAAUACCUCACCCCCUACUCUGAUAGUAGAACCGACCGAUGCCUUAGUAGAUGAGCCUGUCUCCAUCAGAGUAUCAGGCCUUCAGCGGCAUCAGAAGAUCACACUUUCUGCUCUUCUGAGGGGUGCGGGGAAGGAGUUUGUAUCCUGCGCACACUAUACAGCUGAUGAGAAUGGUCACGUGGACACUGCUGUUCAGUCAAGUGAAGGCGGGUCCUUUAAUGGUGUUGAACCUAUGGGACUUUUCUGGGCCAUGGUUCCAUCGGUGAAACACAGAAGGACAACACGCCUACUCAAUAAAGACAUCACAGUUCCGUAUUACGUCACAAUAUCGGUGCAAUCUAGUCGUAUGGACCUUGAAUCCAUCCAAGCAACCAGUGGCACGUCAGGGGUAAUGGCUGCUGCAGACGUGCGUCGGUGGUACUUAAAAAAGGGAGUGCAAAGACUCCCUUUAAGAAUUGGACGAAUACGAGGAACACUGUUCAUUCCUUUAGGCGUCGGACCAUUCCCUGCUGUCCUUGAUUUGUUUGGAGGCACAGGGGGUCUAUUUGAAUUUCGGGCGGCCCUUCUCGCCUCCAGGGGAUUUCUUACAUUUGCACUGGCCUACCUAGGAUAUGACGGACUUCCUAACGACUUUAACGACCUUGAAUAUGGCUAUUUCCAGGAAGCUGCGGAAUGGCUAAGUCAACAUGCAGAGGCAUCCCCUGGAGGUAUUGGUGUGAUAGGUACCUCUCUCGGAGGUGGCAUCACAAACAUGCUGGCAUCAUUCUGUCCAAAGGUAACGGCUUCAGUAUCGAUAAAUGGAUCUCUGUUUCCUCCACUAAAUGACCAAGGUUUGAAGCGACAAGGUUUUAAAGGAUACACGCCAACACUUAAAGUGAUUGACGAUGAGUAUUGUACAUCCGACUUCGACUUCAACAACGACGAUGUUCAAGUACUCCCGGUAUGGCGACACGGGGCGCAGAUGCUGUCCAUCAUCGCCGAAGAUGACACAGCAAUGCCGUCAUCAGUAUACAAAGAGAUGGUGAGGAAGAUUCCAGAGGAAAAGUUGCACACCAUCCAGAGCGUGUUCUACCCUGGAGCUGGUCAUCUCAUUGAGCCACCUUAUGCACCCUUAUGUAGAGCUUCCUACAUGGACGAACAGUUUGUGACACUGAUGCUGUGGGGAGGAGAGAUGGAGGGACAUGCUGCAGCCCAGGAGGAUUCCUGGAAGAGAGUCCUGGAACACUUCAACAAGUACCUGCCGAGGCGGAAGACUGAUAGACUUUAGGAAAUAAACAUUAUUACAGAUGUUUGUA
Haliotis rufescens (red abalone) is the source of this 1523-nucleotide messenger RNA. RefSeq names its product bile acid-CoA:amino acid N-acyltransferase-like. NCBI's taxonomy places the organism in Eukaryota, Metazoa, Mollusca, Gastropoda, Lepetellida, Haliotidae. Gene Ontology annotation, molecular function: fatty acyl-CoA hydrolase activity. The coding region runs from base 110 to 1495 and encodes 461 amino acids. The transcript is spliced from 9 exons. The record is from RefSeq and is a predicted model, not a curated record. Gene Ontology annotation, biological process: acyl-CoA metabolic process; fatty acid metabolic process.